This is a messenger RNA of Cyclopterus lumpus (lumpfish), 1902 nucleotides long. It is a transcript of the gene c5ar1, whose product is annotated as C5a anaphylatoxin chemotactic receptor 1. Gene Ontology annotation, cellular component: plasma membrane. Gene Ontology annotation, molecular function: complement receptor activity; G protein-coupled receptor activity. The record is from RefSeq and is a predicted model, not a curated record. Gene Ontology annotation, biological process: complement receptor mediated signaling pathway; phospholipase C-activating G protein-coupled receptor signaling pathway; chemotaxis. The coding region runs from base 87 to 1133 and encodes 348 amino acids. The transcript has 2 exons. NCBI's taxonomy places the organism in Eukaryota, Metazoa, Chordata, Actinopteri, Perciformes, Cyclopteridae.
AAAAACCCACUUGAAAGCAGAACGGCUUCAUAACUUCCUUGCAGCAGUGAAGCUGCAACAGGCCACUCAAACUCUUAAAACUAGCCAUGGCUUCCUUUGAAGACUAUGAUAACAACUAUGGCAAUUUCACCAAUUUACCCGACUAUAAUGACACAGAGUUCACCGGCGAUUUUCCACCUGAGAUUCAACCGAUCCAGAUCGCGGCUCUGGUCUUCUACGGCAUCGGCUUCCUGCUGGGUGUGCCCGGUAAUGCUGUGGUGGUGUGGGUGACGGGGUUCUGCAUGCCCCACUCUGUCACCUCUCUCUGGUUCCUCAACCUCGCGCUGGUCGAUCUUCUGUGCUGCCUCUCCCUCCCGCUGCUCAUGGUCCCUCUGGCCCAUGACGACCACUGGCACUUUGGGCCCCUGGCCUGCACAUUAAUCAAAAGCCUGUUUCACCUGCUGAUGUACUGCAGCGUCCUGCAGCUGGUUUUGAUCAGCGUGGACCGCUGGAUGCUGGUCAGCCGACCCGUCUGGUGUCAGAACAACAGGCGCCAUAAGCGGGCUGUCUGGGUGUGUGUUGCCGUCUGGUGCUUGGCCCUGGUGGGCAGCAUCCCCCAGUUUGUUUACAUCAAGGAGAUCAAAGCCGGUGACGACAAGCGAGAGUGUGUGACGGUGUACACUCCCCUCAGUGCCUGGCUCGUCACAUCCUACCGCUUCCUGGUGGGAUUCUUCAUCCCUUUCGUGGUGAUCGUGGUCUGUCACUCGGUGGUGUACAUGAGAGCGGAGGGCGGGAUGCCAAAAGGUCGGACCCGCUCCAAGCGCACGCUAAAGGUCAUCAUCGCUGUGGUGCUGAGCUUCUUCCUGUGUUGGCUCCCACUGCACACUGUGGACUUCCUCACAUUGACGAUCCCUCGGAGUUCCCCCCACAGGCCCACAGUUUACCUGGCACAUGUUUUAACACUGUGCCUGGCCUACUUCAACAGUUGCCUCAACCCGCUGCUCUAUGUGUGUCUGGGCCGGGGCUUCAAGAAAAGCAUGAACCGCUCCCUGCGCAGCAUGCUGCACUUCAUCAGCGAGGACCCAACGACCAAGGUGAGCAUCGCUAAUACCGAGACCAAGAGCUCGAGCUAUGGGAAGGAGACAACCAUCUGAUGCUGUGUUGAGAACUGCAGUACCGAACGUGUUCUUCCUCUGGGUUUCAUAAACUGUCAUAAAGUAAAUUAAAGUAAUUUAAAACAAACUCCAUCUAAAGGACAAACUUCAACAUUUGAACUCUUGAGCAGCCCAAUCCUGUGGUUUUACAAGCUAUUAUGAGAAGGAGUUUUGCUGAUGCAGUUGAAUGAAAUGCAAAGAUGUUAUCCCGACUGCCUCAAGAUUGCAAAUCGGCAACUAUUUGCCUCUAUUUCCUGUGAACACUCAUGUCUUACACAACAAUAACAACUUCUCAUUUAUGCUCCUACAGAAGAAUGAUCUCAGGCGGUGUUUGAAGGCAUUUCUGUUAUAAAUGAUCUGAUCUUUUUAUUGCUUUUUGUUUGUUAUAAUUAAAGGUUGUUGUUCUAAAUCCUUAUUAAACUUUUCUUGUAAUACUUCAUUUUAAGAGUCAUGUCCUCUUGCAUAACAGCAGCCUACCAUGCAUAGACCACAAGAGGGAGCUACACUCCAAAUCUCUGAUGCUCAAUGACCAAGGUGCAUGGAGGUGCAUGGAGGUGCAUGGAGGUGCAUGGAGGUGCAUGGAGGUGCAUGGAGGUCCUGAGUGGAGAAACAGAGUGUGUGAGACCCUCAAGACAAAAAGGACAAUGAAAUGUACUUUUUUUUUUUUUACCACUUUCCUAUACUGCAUAUGCAUGUUAAUUUAUGAUGUUUUAAAUGGGUCUUGUUGUGCCAGGGCAAUCGAAGAAUAAACUAAACAAUAACUACCAAA